Messenger RNA from Ixodes scapularis (black-legged tick), 1341 nucleotides. RefSeq lists its product as uncharacterized. The record is from RefSeq and is a predicted model, not a curated record. NCBI's taxonomy places the organism in Eukaryota, Metazoa, Arthropoda, Arachnida, Ixodida, Ixodidae. Bases 1 to 1341 code for a protein of 446 amino acids. The transcript is spliced from 4 exons.
AUGGCAUGUUCAACCGUCUCCGAGGAUAUCUCGGGCGUACUGAGAGGUCGCUGCAAAGAUUGCGAGUGCAGCGGCUUCACGCGGACUGUGGAGCUCAUCAGUCAUGAAAGGGUGCCUCUUGGGUGGUGCAUUUUGUGUGGGCAUUCCCCUGUGUCACAUGGGGUCCUCACAGCAAAUGGUAGAAGAUGCCACAAUAUCUUGUGCAACGAUGUGCCAGGAGACACCAGAUAUUCCAGUUCCACCUUUACCCGCUUCAGCCCACUCAUCAGAUCAAGCCAGGCUACAGUGGCGCAUUCAAAUGAUCUAAAAGCCGUAGAAGCAAAAACAGAACUACUUCAGGAUUUCAUUUCAACCAUGAAUGAGCUGUCAUCUGAAGGAGUAGUGGUUCAAGUAGAGCAAGGGGAAAUCAGGGUAUAUGGAUGCUUGCUCGCAUUUCUGGGUGAUAGUCUUGCAUGUCACAACAUUGCUGGCUUUAAGGAGUCUUUCUCACCAAAUGUUCGCCAUGCAUGUCGCCGCUGCAAUGCUCUCACAUGCAAUUUUCCUCACAUUUUCUUACAUGCUGAAUGUCCCCUGAGAACUGACACUGAGAUCGAAAGACACGUCCAGAAUUUGUUGACGACAGAAAAUGUAUCUGACCGCAAGGAGAUCUCAGCUUCUUGUGGUAUCAAGGGGCCCUCUGUUUUGGCUCGCAUCACACGCUUUUCAUUGACUGAGGACCUGCUCUUCGACCCUAUGCAUGUCCUGCUGGAAGGUGUUGUUCCAAAAGAAAUUUCUUUGUUUUUGCAUCACCAAAUCCAUGACCUUCGCAAUUUCAGUAGAAGGCAGCUGAACGAUUGUUUGAGCAACUUUCAGUUCAACUCAUUAGUCAGUUCCAGCGAUUAUCCACGUUUAUUUGAUGCUACACUGAAUUUGGUGUCAUCUGCAAGUGCGACUGCAGUUUUAAUGCUGCACCUGCCAUUGAUGUUAGACUCCAUUGUGUCUGUCAAGCAGUUAGGGUCGACAUUCAAAUGCUUGAUCAUGAUUUUUAAUAUCACUCAGCUGAUACUUUCGCCAGUACUCAGUGUUGAGGCAUUGGGUGACCUUGAGGCAACUAUCAUUGAGCACCAGAAGCUCUAUUUGAGUUGCUACGGGGAAAGAGCCUUUGUGGCAAAGUUGCAUAUGCUGCUGCACAUCGUCGAGCAAAUAAAGCAGCAUGGGCCUGGGCACCAUCACUGGACCGUGCGAUGUGAGGGCAAAAAUGCACUCCCCAAGUCAAAGAAACUUUUCAACUUUAAGAAUGUCCCAUUCUCAGUUUGCCACCUUCUGCAAUUGGUUCCAUCGGUUCCUCGUUGGAAUCUGUAG